UAGGCCUACUGAAUGGAAGGAAGGAAGGAAGGAAGGAAGGGGGGCUACUCUUCAGUCUUCACUUCAGUGAAACUCCACAGUCCACAGACAGUUCAGACAACAAUGUCUAAUGUCUGCCGCUGCCCAAGAGUGCCAAGACAAGUCAGUCUUUGCAAUUUCUGUCUCCAAUUACAAACUUCAGUCUGUUACAAAAUCAAGCAGUGAGACUUUGUAGUUGUACAAAAAGGGAAGUCUUUCGGAAGACAACACAGUCGCAUUAAUUAGUCAAGAAUCUCUCUUGAUUGUGCUUUGUUUGGAACUGAACGGAACUGGAAGGCGUAGAUCUAGAUCUAGUCCCGCAUCCUUGUUGCUCACCCCAGCCCCAAGGCCAAGGCGGUCCAGGUCCAGAAAGCUGCCACCAGAAUUGCAAGAUGGACCUGGUGAUGGAAGUAACGGAUGAGGAGAAUAUGCUGCAGGAGCCAGUUGUUGUUGACGAGGAGGAGGCGGCAGAAGAGGUUUAUGAUGAUAGCGACGGGGCAAGAGAAGACCUUGAACCCUGCGUGUUGACCUUCUUCCCUGGGCGCCGGAAGGCGGUAAGGGGUGGUCAGGGAGGCAUCAUGGUCCUCAACAUUGACCCAGAGUGUGACUUGGAUGAGGAACCGACGGGCCAAUGUACAGAGCAACGGCCUGGAAGAUCAGCUGCUCUGGUUCAUCAUCCUGCGAGCAAUCAAGGGCUGGCAAAAUCUGGAGCAAGGCGUGUCAGCAAUGUGAAUGUUCGUAGAGAACGGUCUUCCAGUAAACAUUCUUCUUCCUCUAUUACUCCUUCUAAAGGUAGCAGUGUAGCGCGUAUGUCCCACAAGAAGUCUGCGUAUAAGCAUGCUCAACCGAGCGGAAGCGACAAUAUCUCGACUCUGAGGAUGGCGACAGAGUCGGAGAAAAGUAUCGGAGGGAGGAAAGCAGGUCAGAGUAUUGUGUUGAAUUCUGAAAUAAGCUCACGGUUAAAUGUAAAAGCAGACCCUCAAAUAGAAAAAACAAGCAAUAGUGGACAUAAAUCUGCAAGGAAAUGUGUGACUUUGAAACAUGUGUCCAGUGCUGUGCAAGAUUUGUCAUUUGGGCCGUUGCCAGGUAUCUGUUCCUUUCUGCCAGGUCCUGUCAGCUUUCCGAUUGCUGACUCUCCUUCUGAAAAACGUCAUCCUGUGAAUGAGAAAGAGGAUUGUAAGAAGGAAGUGACAGGGAUUCUGAGCAAUCGCGGUGAAAGGGUUGAGAAAUCUAACAGGGCCAGUGGUGUUAAGCGUGUGGGUAGAACUUUAGCUGCACGCAAUCGUAUUAAUAGUUCAUACAGUAUUGAGCAGUCUUCCCCAGUGGCUUCUGGUUCCGAAGACGUACAGAUUAUAAAUGCUCAGGAUCUGUCUUUCCAGCAUAAACAAAGACGAGGCAAGAGUAAGCAAGGAAAAAGAACAAACAAUAGAAGUUUGAAAACUGGGACUGGUGUUGAACGGGCUGUAGACUGUGGCAGUGUCACGCUGCCCCAGAAGCUGGAAGGAAGUAGUGAUUGUUUUUUGCUGAUACGAGAUUCAGGUGGAAAAGAAUUGUUUGAUUCAAGAGACUACAAGGAACCUUUGUUUCUUCAAGUCUUCAAGCGUGGUACUAAGCUGUUGGUGAAUGGCGGGUCUCGUGGAGAAUCGACUAAAGACUCCGCUCAUCCAGAUGAGGGCUCAGGGUCGGAGGUUUCUAAUUGUGAAAAUGUAGAACCGAUUUCUUCUGCUGCUGAUACAGUUUUUAAAAGAGAAUUGAAACUUGUGCUAGAAGAUGUUAUGAAGAAUAAAUCGCUUUGCCCAAGAUCUAGGAAAAGUGAUCGGAAUGUCAUUGACUUUUCAGUGUGUAAUGAAUUAUUAGCGCAGAGAAGUACAAGGUCAGAUUUGUCAGAUGUGUCUGAGUCGGAUGUGUCUGAGUUUAACGUGUCUGUGGCUGGUAAACGUAGACGGGACAGCCCUGGUAUGGGCAGGGAAAGAGACAAUUGUGUCAAAAGACAAAGAAGAAGUGGUGGGGCAGUUCAUCCUCCAGGCCAUCAUUCAGUAGUCAAUGGGGGAAGAUCAAACAGUGUGAAGGGAAACAAGACAGAAAGGAGGUCUGGAAGGUGCCCCACUGACAGCAGCACCUCCAUACUCUCCAGUGGUGACGAGGAUGUUGAUGGGGCUAUGGAAGUAUGUUUUCAGACUCCUGAAAAGUUGCAAGUAAACAGAAAACUAGAGUAUGAUGCCAAAAUUUCAAAAGCAAAAAUCAGAAACGGCAAAUUAGAUGAGGAUGAUUUGCCAAAAAUAAAUUAUUUCCCCAAGCAAAAAAAGAGUUUUGAAAUAUCGCCUUCCGACGCAAGCCUCUUAGAGGGUAAGACAGCUCACGUUCUUCUGGAGAGACUGGAUGUCAGUUCUCUGGGGGUGAAUGUCGCGACAAUCUCUGUCUGUGGCUCGACUUCAUCAACUUCCUCUGCCAGUGGAGAGAAAGACUUGUACAAGGUUGACAGAUCAAAAAACACGUCCCCAGAAAGAAUUCCUAUGAAGCCAGAGAAAGUCGAUGCUCAAAAGAGAUUGUCACAUUCAAGUCUGUGUUCCAGUUCCAGUGUUCCGUGUGAUGUUCCGAGUAAGCAAGCCUGCGUUCUUCUUGAAAGAGCCAGCGUGGAUGUUUGGGAGAAGAAAACGACUGGAAAAGAGGUGUUAGAGUGGGAUGAUUGUUCCAAGGUGAUUUGUGGUCAAGACAUUGACCCUUCUUCUAAUGUCACUGCAGAUGAAGAUGUUGACUCCUCUUUGUAUGUCAAUACAGACAAUGACAUCGACGCAUCAUCAAAUGUCAAUACAGAAAGUGAUAAUGACAUCAACCCAUCAUCUAAUGUCAAAAUAGAUAACUGCAUUGACGCUUCAUCAAAUGCCACUGUAGACAAUGACAUUGACGCUUCAUCAAAUGCCACUGUAGACAAUGAGAUUGACGCUUCAUCAAAUGCUAAUGCAGGCAAUGACAUCAACGCGUCAUCUAAUGUCAAUGUAGAUAAUUGCGCUGAUGCUUUAUCAAAUUCCAACACUGACAAUGAGAUGGACGCUUCAUCAAAUGCUAAUACAGACAAUGACAUCAACAUGUCAUCUUAUGUCAAUUUAGAUAAUUGCAUUGACACUUUAUCAAAUGCCAAAACAGACAACAACAUCAACAAUGAUUCAUCAAAUGCCAAUACAGAUAACGGUAUCCACGAUUCAUCUAUUGUCAAUACAGACAAUGACAUUGAUGAUUCCUCUGUUGUCAAUACGGACAAUGACGCCGAAUUGUUUGAAGGUACAGAUGAUCUGGCUAAGGUUGAUAUGAUCAGGCCUUUGAGCUGGAUGCCUUUGACAGGUGACAGUGAUGUUAGAAACGCAUCGACUUCUUUUGAAGUGGCGGCUGUCGUUCAUGCACCAUUAUGUGGCCUGUCGGAUUCCCACGGUCCUUUGAGCGAAAAAAGUGUACUCGAAGCAAAGGAUGGUACCGAUGUAGAUUACGGUACUCACACUGAAGAUAACCGGAUGCCUGCUGUUUCUCCAAGCUCAGAUGAUUAUGGUGGGGUGCUUGAACUUGAGUACGAACUCUCCCAUAGUGAAACGGCGGUACCCGGCAGCACUCAUAUCACAGAACCAUCAGCCUGAGAGUGGCUGUGAGAGAAAAGAGUUUUAGAGUAAAACUGCAGAUCCACAAAUAUCUGAUCUGGGACCCCUUGCUGACGGGCUGGAUAUUAAUUCGAGUGAUGUUGAAAAAGAUUUGUUUCCCUUGG
Molecule: messenger RNA, 3769 nt
Organism: Aplysia californica (California sea hare)
Lineage: Eukaryota; Metazoa; Mollusca; Gastropoda; Aplysiida; Aplysiidae
Exons: 2
Coding region: 411-3644 (1077 amino acids)
Source: RefSeq, a predicted model, not a curated record